CCAAAGUCCAACGAUUAGCGGGAACGAGGCACGACAUGAUGGCCGGUGUUGAAGCAGAUGUAAUGGUGGAUGAGUAUACACCUCUAGUACCUGACACGAGUACAACAAAAGCCCCAGAGCCACUGCGAGAGGCUGAAUUACAUUCCCCGUCGUUGGAAGCCGAUGAUGCGACUCCAUAUUGGGACGCAACUUUUGCUCGGCUUCUCGUGCAUAAAAUCGACCUCCGGCUUCUUCCAAUUUUCUUCAUCACAUUCAAUUUUAAUUUUAUCGACAAGACCAUCCUCUCCAGCGCUUCGGUGUUUGGCUUAACCAAGGAUGUUAAUCUCGUGGGGAAUCAAUAUGCCUGGGUAUCCAGCAUUUUCUAUGUGGGAUACUUCAUCUGGGAAUACCCCACCACAGUCCUGAUCCAGAAACUUCCCGUGGGGAGAUAUGUCGGGGCUAAUAUCGUUGCUUGGGGAAUCGUGGUCGCUGCCACUGCUACCUGUGGCACGUAUCACCAAUUGCUUGCAGUUAGGUUCCUUACUGGCGCACUGGAAGCCACCAUCUCCCCAGCUUUCGUAUAUAUCACGUCUAUGUGGUACACGAGAGACGAAAUACCGAGUCGAAUGGGGAUUUCAUAUGCAGGAAACUCAUUUGGCGGGGCUGUGGCAAGCAUCUUGUCGUAUGCCAUCGGUCAUAUCAGUUAUCAUCUUAGCCCUUGGAAAUGGCUAUAUAUUAUUUUUGGCCUCUCUACAUCUUUGUGGGGAGUGGGAGUUCUGCUAUUCCUACCCGACUCGAUCGAUACAGCUGGCUUUCUUGAUGACCAGGAAAAGCGGUGUGCAAACAAUCGCGUAGAAGCUGCUGGUGCUGGUGGUAUUUUAUCAGUCAAGAACAAAUGGAAAGUCGAACAGGCUGUUGAAUGUCUUGUCGAUCCGAAGACCUGGUUCUUUUUCUCCAUCUCACUACUGACACAGAUGCCAAAUGGCGGCACUCAAAGCUUUGCCAAUCUCGUCCUUACGGGCUUCGGCUUCACGAGUCUGCAAUCAACCCUCGUUGGACUACCUGCAUCUUUCAUUUCUUUCAGCACAAUUCUUAUCACCGGCCGACUAGCCACCAAGAGCCGUGAUAUAUCAACCAUACUCAUAUCCGCUAUGGCUAUCCCUCCAAUCGUCGGAAGUGCGCUUAUGAACUGGGGCGGCCAUCAAGGGGUGAAACUCAUUGGGUAUUACCUGUUAGGUUUCUCCCAUGGAAUCAUACCGCUUACCAUGUCCCUGAUCGGGUCAAACGUCAGAGGCGUAACCAAGAAAAUGACCAUGACCGCUCUGAUGUUCCUUGCUUUCUGCGCUGGCAAUAUUGCGGGUCCGCAGUUUUUCAGACAUUCGGAAGCUCCACAUUACCCAACCGCCAUCAUAUCGAUUGCGAUAUCGUAUACCUUGGCCUCUCUAUCGAGUAUGGGUCUUCGUUUAUAUCUCGUUUGGGCCAAUAAAAGCCGGGAAGCAGCUGAAGUCAGUGGCUACCGUGAAGUAGAUUCUGCAGCAGUCCCUCACUCAAUGGUCGGUUGUGAGGAUCUCACCGAUCUCAAGACUUCUGGUUUUCGAUACAUGCUAUAACCGUGAACUACUGAGACAAGAGGACGACGUUUAGACAAGUGCUUAUUUGGAAACAUCCUAUCCCAAUGGCAUAAUUAGACCAUAUGUUUUUGACCCAGUACCCCAUGAUCCAAUGUUGUGCAGAAUACGCCAGCUGUACUAGCUAUCAUCAAUUUUAAAGAUAUUCAGCAUACUAGAUUAUAAUAUUAGAUACCAAAGCGCCCCCGUUAACCGUAUUUACCAAGUUGUCUGCAUCUUUUGAUACUCAUUGGAGCUUAGACCUAAGUCGGCAAAGACCGGGUCAUCUUGUUUCAAAUGCGCAACACGAAUGUGAUCCUCAUCUUCCAGCUUUUCUAUUUCCUCCUCAGGCGUUUCUCUACCUUCCUCCUUCAGGUCCUUCCCUUCUUCCUCG
This is a messenger RNA of Amorphotheca resinae ATCC 22711, 1980 nucleotides long. RefSeq lists its product as hypothetical. Gene Ontology annotation, cellular component: plasma membrane. NCBI's taxonomy places the organism in Eukaryota, Fungi, Ascomycota, Leotiomycetes, Helotiales, Amorphothecaceae. The coding region runs from base 36 to 1589 and encodes 517 amino acids. Gene Ontology annotation, biological process: dipeptide transport; tripeptide transport; allantoate transport. The record is from RefSeq and is a predicted model, not a curated record. The transcript has 7 exons. Gene Ontology annotation, molecular function: dipeptide transmembrane transporter activity; allantoate transmembrane transporter activity.